AUGCCCCCUGUUGGUCCUUUGAUUGUCGUGAUGGUCUCCACUUUCGGCAUCUACCUCAUUGCAUCGUUACUCUAUUGGGAUCCUUGGCACAUCUUCUCCAGUUUCUUCCAAUACCUAUGCUUGGCUCCAAGUUUCACGAAUAACCCGGCUUUGAUUGACAUGCCGAGAGAAAGGACUCUGGCUCAACACAGUGCAGCACUACUUCAGCUUUCUGCUGAUAUCGGGCCUCCUGUCGAGAAGGAGGAUGGUAUGACUGAAGAAGAGAUUGAGGCGGUCGAUGACUAUAAAAAGGCUUUGUCUCACCAAAUCGAGUUGACCGAGAAUCUGAAGAAACAAAUCACUUGGACUCCGCUCUCAUUUGUAUCAGCUUCCACUGACGUUGGGAGACAGGUGAUCACAGAUGCACCUUGGUAUUCGACUCAACUGGCUUCUGAAUUCCCUCUGGAUUUGUCCAUUUCUCCCCUACCAAAUGGGCCACCUCCGACUUCUAAAAAGGUCGCAUUGCCCAGCACUCCCAAGUCAUGUACCAUCCUCGCUAGCGAUGGCAAUGAAUGGACUGAAUGGACUGUCAGUCAACAGGUGAAUUCCUCACCAGCUCAAAGAGAGGCAAAUUUGCAACACAUCAAGAAGAACAGGCACCGUGUCGAGGAGAGUGCUACUGGAGAUUGGAGUGUGAAGCAACCUGAUGACUCGCUUCCUAUCAAGACAAUAAAAACAGAAGAAGUGGUGGUCGAGGAGUCGCAUAAUCAAGAACAGACUAGCAGUCUCCUUGAGGAAGGAACAUCUGCACGAUCUACCACAACGUCGAUUAUCAGUGAGUCCGUCGUUUCUCGUUCAAGUUCAGACCACGCUGAUCUCAAGUCAUUGCCCACCAUUCGAUCAUCGCCAAUAACAACACUUGUUCACAUUUCGAUCGAGAAGACUAUUCUAUUCACAAAUGUUCACAACCCAUACCUCUCUUCAAUCUCAACACUAAUCCCUGCCCCCGCGACCGUGACCUAG
Messenger RNA from Suillus discolor, 1002 nucleotides. RefSeq lists its product as uncharacterized. The transcript has 6 exons. NCBI's taxonomy places the organism in Eukaryota, Fungi, Basidiomycota, Agaricomycetes, Boletales, Suillaceae. Bases 1 to 1002 code for a protein of 333 amino acids. The record is from RefSeq and is a predicted model, not a curated record.